CACAAAGUGGAAAACAACACUCGGUCCGGUUCGACAGUUCUGCCCAAGUUCUGGAGGAGAACAGGGCGAGCGCACGCCACUCCACUGGACUUUAAAAGCGAACAAGACUUUAGAUAUUCCCAGUGGAUUCGGACGUCCAUUUCGAUCCGACUCGCCCUUUAUACCUUUCUAUCUAUUUCCAUUUUAAAUGCGUCUGGAACAUUAACAGCUGACUGACUGGUCGGUUGCGCAACCGACGAAGAAGAAGAAAACGCCGCCGACCAGUCAGACCCAGUGAUACCGGCGAAGAGACCCAGUUUAAGCCCCACUUCAGCUAAAACCAACGGACUUACACUUGUUUUCAUCGGAACCUCUGGGCCCACUUUUCGACGACUAAGGCAACAAGAUGAGAGUGGGAGUGGCCGCGGCCAAAUCGCAAAGAUGUCUGAAGAGGCUGCUGGACGAAAAGCAGGAGGCCUUACCCAGGCACAAAAGGAUCUGUUUAGCUCCGCCUCGGUCCACAAACAGCCUGGCACCCUGCCUUCCAAGAAGCACCUCCCCGAAGUCUGACGGGAACCAGUCCCUGGGGAAAGUCGGACCUUACGUUCUGUUGGAGCGUUGUGAAGGGGAGGACACUUACCGGGCUGUGCACGCGCUGACUCAGCAACCCUUUACCUGUCAGGUGCUCCCUCUGCUCGGUUACCAGGAGAAGUUGGCCGCCUAUGCGCGCGUGGGCCGGCAUGACAACAUCUGCGAGCUGCUCGACACAGUGACUGGCCAAGACUCAGUUUACAUCUUCCUGCCGGAUCACUACGGCGACAUGCACGCAUACGUGCGCAGCCGGAAGCGUUUGGGCGAAGAGGAGACGGCGUCGCUGUUUACUCAGAUGCUGAAUGCCGUUGAGCACUGUCAUCAUCACGGCGUUGUGCUGAGGCACCUGAAACUUCGCAGGUUCGUCUUCAUGGACAGAUACAGGACUCGGAUUGCGCUGUUUGGCCUCAACGACUGCGUCACGCUGUCGGGAGACUACAAGAACGACUCCCUCACGGACCGGCACGGCUGCCCCGCCUACGUCGGGCCCGAGCUGCUCACCAAAGGAAACACAACUUACUCUGGACGAGCCGCCGACAUAUGGAGCCUGGGCGUGUCUCUGUACACCAUGCUCAUCGGACGCUACCCGUUUCAAGACACGCAGCCAGCCGCUCUGUUCGCCAAAAUCCGCAGCGGGACGUUCAGCUUGCCCGCGUGGAUUUCUGCGCAGGCCAAGUGUCUGAUCAGCUGCAUGCUCAGGAAGACUCCGGCUGAAAGACUGGAGGUGUCGGAGCUGCUGAUUCACCCGUGGCUGACCAAUCGCACCACUACACUAGCUAACAAAGAAGAAGAGGACGAUCAGGUGGUGCCCUAGUGGACUGAAAAACACUAGACACUUCUGCUGCGACUUGCCACCUUCACGCACUAACCUCACAGUUCGGCAAAUGCUUUGCAGCCAACAUAGGUUUAGCAUCGUAACGCUUAAACUGAUGGUUCAAAUGAGGGAUUCGGGCCCCUUAUCCAUACACGAUAUUUGAAGUUUAGUUUGAGAUCAAUCAGGCGUAUAAUAAAGUCCUCAUAGGACCAGAACAGUUCUCAGUUAGCCUCCUUGUUGUGUAGUACCCUGCCAAUCCACAAGCCUGACCUGCUUGUUUGCAAUUUUGGACAUUAAGUCGUGGUAUUGUUCGCUUCAGAAGCCCACAGACCCCAGAGAGUGAUCCUGGAUUACUUGAACCUCAAAGUGCCUUCGAUUUAGAUGCUGAUAAUUUUUUAUUUUUUUUUUUACAAGACGAGUGCAACUCGGGGUAGAUCGCAGGACAAUGCCUGAUCAACGAUCCACUGACCUUUCACAGAUUCAAGGAUCCGUCAAGAUGAAGCCAGCUCUGGUUCUUCUUUGACUUUGGUAUUCUAGUCUCCGCUGAAAAUGUAGCAGAGUUGUUUGACACGUCUGUUCUGUUGUGAUCUUCUCUGAUGUCUGACCAAUAAAUCGUUCAUGUUC
Synchiropus splendidus (mandarinfish) is the source of this 2008-nucleotide messenger RNA. Its product is annotated as tribbles homolog 3-like. Gene Ontology annotation, molecular function: mitogen-activated protein kinase kinase binding; ATP binding; protein kinase activity. Lineage: Eukaryota; Metazoa; Chordata; Actinopteri; Syngnathiformes; Callionymidae. The transcript has 4 exons. Gene Ontology annotation, cellular component: nucleus. The coding region runs from base 386 to 1384 and encodes 332 amino acids. Gene Ontology annotation, biological process: regulation of MAP kinase activity; protein phosphorylation; positive regulation of proteasomal ubiquitin-dependent protein catabolic process. The record is from RefSeq and is a predicted model, not a curated record.